GCGGCCGCUGAGGAGGUGCGAGCCCCGGCCGGGCCCCCCCGCGCCGGACCAUGUACUCAGCCCACAGGCCCCUGGUGCCCGCGUCCGGCGCGGCCUCCCGUGGCCUCGGCAUGUUCGUGUGGACGAAUGUGGAACCUCGCUCUGUUGCUGUAUUCCCCUGGCACUCCUUAGUCCCCUUUCUGGCCCCCAGCCAGCCCGACCCCUCUGUGCAGCCAAGUGAGGCCCAGCAACCUGCCAGCCACCCAGUGGCCUCCACCCAGAGCAAAGAACCUGCUGAGUCGGCUGCUGUUGCCCACGAGCAGCCAGCAGGUGGGACAGGGAGUGCUGAUCCUGGGCGGCCCCCUGGAGCCACCUGCCCUGAGAGCCCAGGGCCUGGACCCCCCCACACUUUGGGGGUUGUGGAACCUGGAAAGGGUCCCCCUCCCACCACUGAGGAGGAGGCCCCUGGUCCUCCAGGAGAGCCCCGGCUGGACAGCGAGACAGAGAGUGACCAUGAUGAUGCCUUCCUCUCCAUCAUGUCUCCUGAGAUCCAGUUGCCCCUGCCACCCGGGAAACGCCGGACCCAGUCCCUCAGUGCCCUGCCAAAGGAACGAGACUCCUCUUCGGAGAAGGAUGGACGCAGCCCCAACAAGCGGGAGAAGGAUCAUAUCCGGCGGCCCAUGAAUGCCUUCAUGAUCUUCAGCAAGCGGCACCGGGCCCUGGUCCACCAGCGUCACCCCAACCAGGACAACCGGACCGUCAGCAAGAUCCUGGGCGAGUGGUGGUACGCCCUGGGGCCCAAGGAGAAGCAGAAGUACCAUGACCUGGCCUUCCAGGUGAAAGAGGCCCACUUUAAGGCUCACCCGGAUUGGAAGUGGUGCAACAAGGACCGGAAGAAGUCCAGCUCAGAGGCCAAGCCCACGAGCCUGGGGCUGGCAGGAGGGCACAAGGAGACUCGGGAGCGGAGCAUGUCGGAGACGGGGACUGCCGCUGCCCCUGGAGGUUGGUCGGCUCCUUGGUUGUCUUGUCCUGCCCCCUCCUUCCUUGAGAGGUGCCAGCUACCCCCUUGUUUGCUCAGCCCCUGCUUCAGAAGCCUCUCUCUGUCCUAUCAUUUUAUUUGAGGAUCUUUACCCAUAAAGGAACUGGCAGUUUUCUCGUAUGAAGGAGCCAGGGAGGUCCACACAGA
Messenger RNA from Ailuropoda melanoleuca (giant panda), 1165 nucleotides. RefSeq names its product protein capicua homolog. Lineage: Eukaryota; Metazoa; Chordata; Mammalia; Carnivora; Ursidae. Gene Ontology annotation, cellular component: nucleus. Gene Ontology annotation, molecular function: RNA polymerase II transcription regulatory region sequence-specific DNA binding; DNA-binding transcription factor activity, RNA polymerase II-specific. Bases 51 to 1100 code for a protein of 349 amino acids. The record is from RefSeq and is a predicted model, not a curated record. The transcript has 6 exons. Gene Ontology annotation, biological process: regulation of transcription by RNA polymerase II.